AUGUCCGUCAGCACACCAAAUGAGUUAGAUGCAUUAAUAGAACAAGCCACUAGUGAGAGCAUUCCCAAUGGUGACCUUGAUCUCGCCAUAGCGUUGGAAAUUUCAGAUGUGUUAAGAUCUAGAAGGGUAAAUCCUAAAGAUUCUAUGCGUUGUAUAAAGAAAAGGAUUCUCAAUACGGCAAAUAAUCCAAAUACCCAAUUAUCUUCCUGGAAGCUUACCAACAUAUGUGUAAAAAAUGGUGGAACACCAUUUAUUAAGGAAAUAUGUUCCAGAGAGUUCAUGGAUACCAUGGAACAUGUUAUUUUAAGAGAGGAUAGCAACGAGGAGCUGUCUGAGUUGGUGAAGACGAUAGUGUAUGAACUAUACGUUGCCUUCAAGAAUGAUUCGCAACUAAACUACGUGGCAAAAGUUUAUGAUAAACUAAUAUCUCGGGGCAUCAAAUUCCCUGAAAAGUUAACACUUUCCAAUUCUCCGACUGCAAUGUUUGACUCGAAAACACCAGCAGAUUGGAUCGAUUCUGAUGCUUGCAUGAUUUGUUCCAAAAAGUUUUCUUUGCUGAAUAGGAAACACCAUUGUCGUUCCUGUGGUGGUGUUUUCUGCCAAGAGCACUCAUCGAAUAGUAUAGCGUUACCUGAUAUGGGGAUAUAUGAGCUGGUCAGAGUAUGUGAUAGCUGCUUUGAAGACUACGAUUUGAAGAGGCAUGACGAAAGUAAAAAAUCAAAGAAGCAUCGUCACAGAAAAAGAAGGGACAAGGACUACUCAACUCCUGAAAACGAAGAGGAGCUGAUAAAAAGAGCAAUAGAACUCUCCUUAAAAGAAUCAAGAAAUAGCGCUAGUAGUGAGCCUAUAGUCCCAAUUGUGGAAUCAAAGAGUGCGGGGAAGAUAGAAAAGAUAGAAGAAGAAGAAGAUCCAGAUUUAGAAGCUGCCAUUCAAGAAAGCUUGAGAGAAGCUGAAGAAGCAAAACUACGCAGUGAGCGUCAACAAGCCACCAGACAGCUUCAACCGCAACAGCAACCACCUAAACCUCAACCUAUUCAGUCCGUUGAUUUAUCUGAUGAGGAGAAAGACAACAUAUACAUGUUUGCAUCACUCGUUGAAAAAUUGAAAUCGAGGCCCUUGAACGAAAUUCUAGAAGACUCCAAAUUACAGAGUUUGGCACAAAAAGUAUUUAGUUCCAAAGCAAGAUUGAAUUAUGCCUUAAAUGAUAAAGCUCAAAAAUACAAUACUCUAAUAGAAAUGAACGGCAAGAUUUCGGAAAUUAUGAAUAUAUACGAUAGAUUAUUGGAGCAACAGCUACAAAGCAUCAAUUUGUCUCAACAAUACACACUUCCGCAAGUCCCUUCUGACCCGUACAGUUACCCAACGGAGAAUAUGGCCAAUCAGGCGCAAAAUUAUCAAAUACCUCCUCUCCAGCAACCAUCAUCUCAUCAGUACAAACCGCAACAGGAGAUUUCAUACCAACAGCCAGUAAAAGCGAACCCAUCUCCUACCACUAAUAUUGAUCACUUAAAAACCAUUAAUGUGGUACCACACGCACAGCAAGAGUCUCAAGCGCAAGUUGAACUUGCGCCUUCUGACCCACCAUAUCCAAAGGAAGAGGGCGACGACGAAGAAAAACAAACAGCGCAAGACGAGGGAUCUUCUACCCAAGAAUCCCGCGAAAGGCCGUAUCCCGUAGAAACAGAAACUGGAGAAAAUUCAAGAAAUGAACGGCCUCAAGGUAUUACACGUUACGAUUUCCCGACUGUUCCUGCACGCAAAGUUGUCCAACCGGAGCUAACUGUACCAAUCUCUGCAAGCCCCUCUGAAAUUCCGAUCAAAGAAGAAAGGCCGCCAACUCCUCAGGAGGAACUACUAAUAGAGCUUUGA
Molecule: messenger RNA, 1869 nt
Organism: Saccharomyces paradoxus
Lineage: Eukaryota; Fungi; Ascomycota; Saccharomycetes; Saccharomycetales; Saccharomycetaceae
Gene: VPS27
Product: ESCRT-0 subunit protein VPS27
Exons: 1
Coding region: 1-1869 (622 amino acids)
Biological process (GO): protein transport to vacuole involved in ubiquitin-dependent protein catabolic process via the multivesicular body sorting pathway; protein targeting to vacuole
Cellular component (GO): ESCRT-0 complex
Molecular function (GO): phosphatidylinositol-3-phosphate binding; metal ion binding; ubiquitin binding
Source: RefSeq, a predicted model, not a curated record